CCCUCUGCUUCAUUUACCAAAAGCUCUCACCUCUCUCUCUGAGAAAUUCUUUGUUUUCCAUGGCGACAACUCUUGCAUUCUCCCUCUCAACCCCGAUCCGGGCCUCAGCCGGUUCACUUCAAAGACCCGAUCCAAGUCGCAGAAAACCCGUUUCUUCCUCCUCCUGGUGGGCUCCCCUCUUCGGGUUGUCCUCCAACCCCGAUUACCUCAACGAUGGCCAUAUCGGCGUCACAUCGGAGAGAAAUCCCGAAGUAUCCGAAUCGGACUCAGAUCCGGGUCGAUCCAGAUCCAAAUCCUCGCUCAGGUGCUUCACCGAGGAGAAAGCGAAGCAACUUCGCAGGAAGACAAUGGAGAACGCGUCGUUUCACGAUAUGAUGUACCACUCGGCGAUCGCGUCUCGUCUUGCGUCCGAUACAUCGGGUUGGCCGGUAUGUGAUUGAGGCCUAAUAAUUGCUGAGUUAAUGGUAAGAAUAAUUUGUCGAAAUGAAAAUCUAUGUGGAAAUCCUGAAUCCUGCGUUGUUGUUUUUUUUAUUAUAUUCGUCUGAAAUCUGGGUUAUGUUUAGUGUUUGUGUCUGUUUCGAGGAAAGACGGUUGAUUGUGCCUUGUAAUAUUGAUUUUAGACCGUUGGAUCGGUGAUGCAUUUGUAUCUUUAGGUGUCACGCGUCGAUGAGUGACUUCCGUCGUCUCGUAUAUGGUGGGACUCAUAGUCGUUGUGAGUGCCCUUUUUGAUGACGUGGAGGAUGAUUUUUUUACGGUAUACUAAUUUAGAUCUUUCCACGUCAGCUUUGUCCAGGUGUGCGGGUCCCUCCGAUCUCUGUGGUUUAAUAAAGUAAUGGAUUAUCCGGUA
Molecule: messenger RNA, 847 nt
Organism: Gossypium raimondii (Peruvian cotton)
Lineage: Eukaryota; Viridiplantae; Streptophyta; Magnoliopsida; Malvales; Malvaceae
Exons: 1
Coding region: 60-440 (126 amino acids)
Source: RefSeq, a predicted model, not a curated record